AUGGAUUCUUACGACGGGUACGGAUCCCCCGGCAGGAACCGUGAUGGGGACUCGUAUGUGUCCAGGGUGCCAGUGGAUUCCUAUCGACGCAGAUCUCCUGACAACUCUACAGCGUCGCAGGAUCGUCGUCGCGGACGAGGCCGCUCCCGCUCUCCUGUUAUCAUUGACCGUUACGAACCUUCCGACCGCCGACCCUCUCGAGAUGACUUCUACGCCGCGCCCCGCGAACAUGCCUUGCGAGAACGCGAAGACCGUCGCCGUGCCCCUUCACCAAACGUCGCCAACAUCGACCGCUAUGUUCCUGGGCAGGAUUCGGGAAAACGACCACUUCCAAACAAUCCUCUUCCAAACCCGCUCAGCUUGGAUUUCCAAGUAGGUUUCAACUGGUUUGCAGAAUGGUGGAGAGGCGAGCAAUCCGUGAAGGAGGAGAAGGAACGUGCAAAACACGGCGGCCGUCGGCCAUCUGAUCGUGUCAAGGGGGAGCGGGAGGCACGGGAGGACCGAGACCGCGAAAGGGCGCAGAUUCAAGCUGCUUACGAUUCGUACAAGGUGGAUCUCCAGAUCAAGAUGGCUAGGACAUUUGUGCAGCAGCACCGGGGGGAGGAAUGGUUCAAGGAGCGCUAUCUACCCGAGGUCAGAGAUCCCGUGCGACGACAGACGAUGGAUUUCCGUGGAGGUGCUUAUCAGCAGUGGGAACGCGAUAUUGAUGGUGGUCUGUUUGACGAUUUCACGCUGGAAGGAAUUUACAAAAGCGAAAGCGAUGGUGCAGGCGGUGUCAUCGAGAAGGAGGAGGGCGAGACCACUGCCGUCGGCGAAACGCUAGGCGUUUUGGACCUGCUCCCAGCUAGGGGUGGUGAGCUGCGAGAUGAUGCUCUGUCACAGCCCGCCUUGCUCAUCAAGACAUUAGCACCAAAUGUCAGUAGAGCCAAAAUUGAAGAUUUCUGCAAGGAGCAUUUGGGUGAGCAAGAUGGUGGGUUCAAGUGGCUUAGUCUGAGCGAUCCAAAUCCUUCCAAGAAGUACCAUCGCAUGGGGUGGAUUAUGUUACAUCCGGCCCCCGAUGUUGCUGUUGUGGAAAGAGGCGAUGGACGAGAGGAAGAAGGUGAAGAAAUGGACCAGGACAAUGCCGAAAAUGGGGCUGUCACCGUUUCUGCUGCGGAGAAGGCUCUUGAAGCCAUCAACGACAAGACCAUUCACGACCCUGUUCAUGGUGAUUUCGUCUGUCACGUUGGUGUGCAUGUUCCCCCGUCUCAACCCCGCAAAAAGGCCCUCUGGGACCUGUUUUCGUCACCCGAACGUAUCGAGCGGGAUUUGGAACUGGCCAGACGAUUAGUCUCGAAGCUUGAUUACGAGAUGGGCGGAAAUGUUGAUGGUUUCGCCAAGAUUGAAGAGCGAGUGGAGGAGUUGCGCGGGAAAGGCUGGCUGCAACCUCCCGUUACAGGUCCAGUGAGCGUCAAGAAGAGGAAGCCCGAUUUCGAUGCGGAGAAUGAUGGUGAGGAUGAGAUGGAGGAAGGUGAGGAAGGCGAGGAGCAGGAAGGAUGGGACGACGAUUCCGAUGAUGAAGAACUCCUGGCAAAGAAAAAGAAGCUAGACCUGAUGGUUGAGUAUCUCCGCAGAGUCUACAAUUUCUGUUUCUUCUGUGUCUUUGAAAGCGAUUCUGUCCACGAGCUUGUUCGAAAAUGCCCCGGUGGACAUCUCCGCCGUCCACGCACCGGCCUUACCAACCAGUCCAAGGCGGUGGCUAGAGCCAGCGCUCUCGGCGAGCCAUUCCCUGUCAAGAAGAAGGAGCCAAGCGAGGAGGGAGAGGAAGCGCCCGUCGAGGAUAAGCGACAACAGAAGUUCAGUUCCAAGUCUGAACAGCAGCUGCAACGCGCCUUCAACUGGGUAAAAACAUUUGAAGACAAGCUACUGCAGAUACUGGAACCGGACAAUGUAGAUAUCAAGAAGAUGGGUGGCAAGCCUGUGGAAGAAGCCCUUGAGGAAGAGUUGGCGAAACAUGUCAAGCAAGAGGACGAGUCGAAGUAUCGCUGCAAGGUGCCUGAAUGUUCGAAGCUGUUCAAGGCGGACCACUUUUGGCGCAAGCAUAUUGAGAAGCGCCAUGCAGAGUGGUAUGAAAAUAUCAGGAACGAUCUUUCCUUGGUGAAUUCCUACGUUCUUGAUCCUGCUCGCAUUGCCCCUUCCAGGUCUGAUGCCAACAGCAACGGCCACUUCCCUCUCACUUCCGGUCAGAACCAUGCGGGUACUCCUCGUGGAUUCAGUCUGUCGAACAUGCCUCCUUACCUUGCAGGUAACGGUCCUUUACCAAGUGGCUUCCAUGGUCUUCCCGGCGCAGUGCCUGGUUUUAUGGGCGCGAACCAGGCUGGCUGGAAUGGGAAUGGCAUUGUUACGGGCGAGUCUGGAUUACACCAGCCAGGUGCCAUGCGCCGGGGUGGAAACCGCUACAAUAACCGCUCGGGCCCUUACGACCGCCGUGGAAAUCGGUAUGGCGGUGCAGGAAAUGGUCGCUUGAGCCCUGUCCGUGGCAUGUCAAACAUGUAUGGGCCCGGUGGUCGUCUGCCACCCAACCCUGCUUCAGCGUACAUCCCCCCUGGACACCCCGCUGCGGCUUUAGUUGGGGCCGGUCCCUUCCCCGAUGCAAUGGGACCAGGCGGUGUGCAACAAGGCAUGCCACCUCGUGAGGCCGUUCAGGGUCGCAGUCUGAAGAGCUACGAGGAUCUCGAUGCAGUGGGUGGUGCUGGAGGUGGCGAACUAAACUACUAG
Aspergillus wentii DTO 134E9 is the source of this 2757-nucleotide messenger RNA. Its product is annotated as putative arsenite resistance protein Ars2. The coding region runs from base 1 to 2757 and encodes 918 amino acids. The transcript has 3 exons. Gene Ontology annotation, cellular component: kinetochore. The record is from RefSeq and is a predicted model, not a curated record. NCBI's taxonomy places the organism in Eukaryota, Fungi, Ascomycota, Eurotiomycetes, Eurotiales, Aspergillaceae.